AGUAUUAUUACUAAAAUCGCGCUAUACUUUUUGUAGACGUUGCGAUUUCAAAUUCAAAAAUUGUGGCAAUCUCGUGAUUAAUACUAAAGCCCAAGCCCAUUAUCGUCUUUUCACCGACAAUAAACCGUAGCCUCCUCAAGUCCCCGACGUCACGUUGUAUAAAUUGUCGCAUCACUCCAAAACCCUUAUUCUCUCCUACUUCGUCGUCUUCCUCCGAAACCUGAGAAAUCAAAAACUCGAUCGAUCGAUCAAUUCGUUGUUCGUCUACAUCGAUUCCUUCAGAAUCUACGGAUUCUCUGUUUUCUGUUGAUUCGAUUAAGCUCUACCAUGUCUUAUAAACCGAGCGCGAAGACUGAGGUUCGUCGGAACAGGUAUAAGGUAUCUGUGGACGCCGAUGAAGGUCGCCGGAGACGGGAGGAUAACAUGGUGGAGAUCCGGAAGAACAAGAGAGAGGAGAACUUGCAGAAGAAGCGGCGUGAAGGUUUUACUCCUUCCAUGGCCUCUCAGCUAGGGCAGGAUUUCUCCUCGUCUCUUCCUACGGAAAAGAGAUUGGAGAAUAUACAACAGAUGGUUGCUGGAGUAAUGUCAGAGGAUAGAAACAUACAACUGGAGGCGACGGCUGGCUUCAGGAAAUUGCUUUCAAUUGAGCGAAACCCUCCAAUCAAUGAAGUUGUUCAAUCUGGUGUUGUUCCUCGCAUUGUGCAAUUUCUUUCCAGGGAUGACUUCACUCAACUUCAGUUUGAGGCAGCUUGGGCGCUUACCAAUAUCGCUUCAGGGACAUCUGAGAACACUAAAGUCAUUAUUGAUAGUGGGGCUGUCCCUUUAUUCGUCAAACUUCUUAGUUCUGCAAGUGAUGAAGUCCGAGAACAGGCUGUCUGGGCAUUGGGAAACGUUGCUGGUGACUCGCCAAAAUGCCGUGAUCAUGUCCUAAGUUGCGAGGCCAUGAUGUCUCUUUUGGCUCAAUUCAAUGAGCAUUCAAAGCUCUCCAUGCUGAGGAAUGCUACAUGGACAUUAUCAAAUUUCUGCAGAGGGAAGCCGCAGCCUGCAUUUGAACAGACACAAGCAGCUUUACCAGCUCUUGAGCGCCUUCUGCAUUCAACCGACGAAGAAGUUCUCACAGAUGCAUCCUGGGCUCUCUCAUAUCUAUCUGAUGGUACAAACGAGAAAAUACAAACUGUUAUCGACGCUGGUGUCAUACCUCGUCUUGUUCAGCUCUUAGCUCAUCCAUCACCCUCAGUUCUGGUUCCAGCUCUCCGUACCAUUGGUAAUAUUGUAACCGGAGAUGAUCUUCAGACUCAGGAGAUUAUUAGCAGUCAAGCGCUUCCUGGUUUGUUAAACCUUUUGAAAAACACAUACAAGAAGAGUAUCAAGAAGGAAGCUUGCUGGACGAUCUCUAACAUUACAGCUGGGAACUCAAGUCAAAUUCAAGAAGUGAUUCAAGCAGGCAUUAUUCAGCCUCUGGUUAUCCUGCUUCAGAACGGUGAAUUCGAAAUUAAAAAAGAAGCUGUUUGGGCAAUUUCUAAUGCAACUUCUGGUGGCAAUCAUAACCAAAUCAAGUUUCUCGUGAGCCAAGGCUGCAUCAAACCCCUGUGUGAUCUCCUCUCGUGUCCUGAUCCAAGGAUCGUCACAGUGACUUUGGAAGGUCUAGAGAACAUUCUCAAAGUAGGUGAAGCUGAGCAGAAUCUAGGCAACACAGGAAACGUUAAUCUCUAUGCGCAGAUGAUUGAAGAAGUAGAAGGGGUGGAGAAGAUAGAGAAUCUUCAGAGUCACGAUAAUAAUGAGAUUUACGAGAAAGCUGUCAAAAUCCUUGAGUCGUACUGGGCUGAAGAAGAAGAGGAGGAUGCUCCUGAGACUUUUCAGGCUUCCGGUUUCCAAUUCGGAAACCAAAGUGGUAAUGCUCCUCCUACUGGUGGAUUCAACUUUGGUUGAAGGUUUAUGUAGAAUCAAAGAUAUUCUAAGUUGCUUGAACUUAAGAACAGAGGUCUCUCGUGGUCGUUUCUAUAAUUUGUAGGUUUUUUCUUGGGUCACGUUUAGAUUGAAUUUGUAUUUUUCUAUUUUUAGAAGUUUGGGUUUUUUUUUUUUGUUUGCAUUUAUGGCGGAGAUUUAAGUGUUUUAAUCUGCUC
This is a messenger RNA of Arabidopsis lyrata subsp. lyrata, 2123 nucleotides long. RefSeq names its product importin subunit alpha-6. Lineage: Eukaryota; Viridiplantae; Streptophyta; Magnoliopsida; Brassicales; Brassicaceae. Gene Ontology annotation, biological process: NLS-bearing protein import into nucleus. The record is from RefSeq and is a predicted model, not a curated record. Gene Ontology annotation, molecular function: protein binding; nuclear import signal receptor activity. The coding region runs from base 328 to 1929 and encodes 533 amino acids. Gene Ontology annotation, cellular component: cytoplasm; nucleus. The transcript has 10 exons.